Molecule: messenger RNA, 3834 nt
Organism: Nasonia vitripennis (jewel wasp)
Lineage: Eukaryota; Metazoa; Arthropoda; Insecta; Hymenoptera; Pteromalidae
Gene: fzr
Product: fizzy-related protein homolog
Exons: 5
Coding region: 533-2002 (489 amino acids)
Biological process (GO): anaphase-promoting complex-dependent catabolic process; positive regulation of ubiquitin protein ligase activity; positive regulation of anaphase-promoting complex-dependent catabolic process
Cellular component (GO): anaphase-promoting complex
Molecular function (GO): protein binding; ubiquitin ligase activator activity; anaphase-promoting complex binding
Source: RefSeq, a predicted model, not a curated record
CGCGUAGCUUUUGGAUAUACGCAUAAACGGGUCGAUAGUCCCGAGCUUCAUUGCAUGCUUGUAUAAUGGGAGGUCAAUGUGACUUUGUUUUUUUUUAUUAUGGAGAGAGACUAGUUCGUAUAUGCGUAGAUAAGGAUCGUUUUAAUUUUAGAGAGAGAGAGAGGAUGUUUUUUUCUGAGGUUUUGAUUGCACAGUGGGAUGUGGGUGAUUCGAGGAAGCUUUUUUGAUUCCUUGAGAGAAAUUCUGGGGGUGGGAAGGUUUUCUGAUUUAUAUAAAUGGCUUCGGUAAGGCAUAUUUGCUGGUUGUCUUAUCAGGCGGUGAUAAUCGUUUUUCAAAUAUACAAUAUUCACGCCUUAUCUGCAGAAAUGUGGUAACACAUGUGUAUCUUGCCUCUAUAUACGUCUAACUUCAAGAUAGUGACACAUUUCUUUGGGCAAAAUCUUGAGUACCUUUAAACUAACUAUGUGAUUGGACCUCACCCGAGGAAAGUACAAGAUUAGAAAAAACCAAAGUAUAAUUAUUAAUAUUAAAAAUGGAUGAAUGCUAUGAGAAAAGACUGCUAAAGCAAGCGAACAGUGAGCCGCCUCAAGCUAUGGAGAGCUGUUCGCUGCCGACACCACCUACCCCUAUCUUCUAUUCUCCCACAAAGAUGUCAAACAACAGUUUUGACCGAUUCAUCCCAACAAGACUGGGCAACAACUGGCAAACAACUUUCUCCAUGAUUUCUGAGAGUAAUCGAACCGGAGUUGUAAACAAAAAGACCAGAGAAAAUAAUGGUGAAGGGAGUCGCGAUGGAAUAGCUUACUCCUGCCUGUUGAAGAAUGAAUUGUUAGGUGCCAGCAUAGAGGACGUAAAAGGCCAGUGUGAAGAGCGUAGAAUAUUGUCUCCCCUGGCAGGCAAAAAUCUCUUCAAGUUCACAACACCAACAAAAGAUAAGGCACUGCUCGAUCAGACCUCACCUUACUCGCUCUCGCCGCUCAGUGCCAAGAGUCAGAAGCUUCUACGAUCGCCCAGGAAAGCCACGCGAAAGAUCUCCAGGAUCCCGUUCAAAGUGCUGGACGCCCCUGAACUACAGGACGAUUUCUAUCUGAACUUAGUGGACUGGUCGUCACAGAACGUGCUUAGUGUAGGACUGGGCAGCUGCGUGUAUCUAUGGUCGGCUUGUACGAGUCAAGUAACGCGAUUGUGCGAUUUGUCUGGAGACGGAAACAGCGUCACCUCGGUAGCCUGGAACGAGAGGGGAAACCUCGUCGCAGUCGGUACGAAUCUCGGCUACAUUCAAGUCUGGGAUGUCGCGGUGAACAAGCAGGUGAAUAAGUUGCAGGGGCACAGCGCGCGCGUAGGCGCGUUGGCUUGGAACGGCGAGGUGCUAUCGUCGGGCUCGAGGGAUCGGCUGAUCUUGUUACGCGACGUGCGUACGCCCUGUCUCGUGAGCGAACGUAAGCUCGGAGCUCAUCGGCAGGAAGUCUGCGGUCUCAAGUGGUCCCCCGACAACCAGUACCUCGCCAGUGGUGGAAACGACAACCGCCUCUACGUCUGGAACUUGCACUCGCUAUCGCCAGUUCAGACCUACACCGAGCAUCUCGCUGCCGUCAAGGCUAUCGCCUGGUCGCCACAUCAUCACGGAUUAUUGGCUUCCGGUGGUGGAACCGCCGAUAGGUGCAUAAGGUUCUGGAACACGCUUACGGGCCAGCCCAUGCAGUGCGUCGACACGGGAUCGCAGGUGUGUAAUUUGGCGUGGAGCAAACACAGUUCGGAGUUAGUCAGCACGCAUGGUUACUCGCAAAAUCAAAUUCUCGUUUGGAAGUAUCCAAGCCUUACGCAAGUAGCUAAAUUAACUGGACAUUCGUAUAGAGUUUUGUACUUAGCGAUGUCGCCCGACGGUGAGGCAAUCGUUACUGGAGCCGGCGACGAAACUCUGCGCUUCUGGAAUGUGUUCAGCAAGGCACGCAGUCAGAAGGAGAACAAGUCUGUACUCAAUCUUUUCACCAGCAUUCGAUAAGGAACGCAAUCAAGCACCUUCGUUAUUUCGUGUGUUGUAUAUAAUUCAAGAAGUCAGAAUCUUGAUGUGAAAAUUAUUCACAGCAAAGUAUUUCAGUACAAUUUGGUCAUUAGGAAAAUUAGUUUUUUGGGGUACCUUUCGCGUCGCGCCUAUAUAAGAAUGACAUUUUUACGACACUUUUAUUCGUAUAAUAUUUACAUUUUUUUGUACCUUUUUGACAACUUUUUCUUUUAACGCGCGCGAAGUGAAAAAGAUUUACUACUGUAUAGCAGCUAUUGGAAAUGUUUUCUUAAUAUGAGAAAAAAUUGUUUUCUCGGAAUUAGAGACCAAAGAAAUAAUAUUAUUAAGAGAAAAUUUUAAUUUUCAUAUGUAGUAGAUUUUUUAUCAUCUUAUUUACACAAGCAAGUAUUUUGUAGGAAAAUUUAAUUUUUAGAAAUUUUUCUUAUACUAUUUUGAUUUAGAUUUCUUAUAAGUUAUUUAUUAUUCGAGAGUCGGUACUUAAAAAAAGCUCAUCAGCAUGACUUCCAGAAAACUAAUUGUUCCAAAAUAUGACCAAAUCUAGGUUGAAAUUACUUCGAUUUAUAUAUAUAUAUAUAUAUAUAUAUAUAUAUAUAUAUAUAUACAAAUCAUAUAUUAUAAAUAUAUAUAAAGAAAACUAUAUUAGAACGAGUACAGAAUCGUGGUAGGUAAAUAAUUCGCGCUACGUGAUUUUUUUAAGUUCCCUAAUGCACAGUCCGCAGCAUACCGAGUCAUCUGUGCAAUAUUUUUCUUGUAUGGAGCUUUCCUUUAUUUUUUUAAGAUCAAAAAUAUAUUACAUGCAUUCGUCUGUGCAUUGUACAGGUGUAAUGAAAUGUGGUAAUCGAUUAACCUUAUUAUUAACUAAUACUAGUUAGACAAAUUUUCAAAGUAACAAAUUUAUUUUGGUUUUUACCAACAGGAUUCAGUAAAACUAUUAAACGUAAACUUUUUGAACCAUCUUUAGGGUGUGAUUUUUUUCAAAUUGAAUGCUAUAAUGCUGGUAAUCCCUUUUCUAAUUUGUAUUGCUUAUGAUCAUACAAAAAUUACUAGUUAAUGCAUACAAGUUAAAAAUAAACAAAGGUUUGUUUUUAACUUUUAUGUAGCUUUUGAAAAAUAAAGUUUAUAAUGUGAUAACACAAUUAACAAAAAAUAUACAUUGUUACAUCAGAUUCAAAAAGUUAACUUUUAAGCAUAGUUUUUUCAAUCUAUUCGAGUGAGCAUUAAUAAAAUCAGAAAAAUAUGUCGUUUCAUUUGAAAAAAAGAAUUGUCACCUUAAUUCAGGCUUAGACAAGUUAUUCUUUAGACGGUAUUGUGUUUCAUUAAAAACGGCAGAGGCUGCAGAAAAAUUAUGUGCUGUGUCUGCUCAGGUAUUCGCAAAAGCUGGUUAAGCAAGCGCUAAAAAUUUAUAAUACGUACGCGUAACUUUUUUAUACGCAAGAACUCGUGUGUUAAUUAAAAUAUGAAUUUUUUCAUUUCGGAAUUUGUAGGACAAAAAUCCGCGCGAACUUAUACCAUGCGAAAUUAGUCAUUUUUACAAAUCUAAGUUAAAGGGACACAGUUUCUUUAUAAAGCAAAUUUAUGUAUGUAAAAUAUAUAAUUAAUCUAAUUUAAUGGACUUAACAAAGUGCAGAUAAUUAACAUACGGAUUGAGUUAAUGAGUACAUAUACAUAUAUGACAAUCCGAUUCACGAAAAUUUGGAAAAUAUAACGAAUUAUAAGAAUGAUUCUGCGGUUGUACAGUACCGUCUUGACAUGGUUUUGAAGAAAAUGUAUUACAACGCUCGAAAAAUAUACAUAAACUUUUGAUUAAUGAA